UCCGCUGCGGAGGUCGAGCAUCGACUGACUGUUUUAAAUUCAUCGGGGGAGUGAUGCUCCAGCUUGAGUGGAACAUCCAUCGAGGUUUUAAAAUGAAUGAGGAAAAGGGAAUUAAUAGCGCCCGCCCCCUUUCGUUCACUUUGUCUUUCUCGCCGACUGGCUGAAAAUCAACUCAACACACACACCCACACAAAAAAACACACACAACAUUAGUUGGGUUCGUUAUUACUGGACGAUCACGUCAAACGGCGCGCGAUAUAAGAAAGCAAAAGAAGAAGGUUGAGGGGAGGGGGAAAAAAAAAGAGUCAAUCGACCAUCACCAGCAUGACGUCCGGCGUCGGCGCACCACAUCAGCCGCUUUCGCCCCGCAUCCACUUCUUCUAAUGGACGAGCCCGCACUUGUGUGGAAUAGCAUCGCCAACUCGGCCGACGGAACGGUGCGGUUUGCACGGAUUGAAACGGGACUUGAUCUCCUGAGAAUUCCCGCUGCUUUCUUUCGGCGUUUCCGUGGCUAGAGCUGAGGACCCUUGCAACGCCGAGAAUUGUGUCAGUUGCUCAGCCGUUCAUCAAGCAUGGUCGUCUUGUGGCUGUCGCCGCGCCUCCUCCUCAUCAUCCUGACUGCAGUUUCCCGACCUUCGGUGGGAUGUCCCUCCGGUUGCCGCUGCUACAGUCUCGCGGUGGAGUGCGGCUCUUUAGGAAUCAAAGAAAUCCCGCAGCGCGUCCCCUCCUUCACUGAGACAUUGUUCCUCCAGGACAACGCGAUUGUGCAAAUCCGUCUUCAGGAUCUGACCCGACUGGGCGGCCUCCAUUACCUGUACCUCCAAAAUAACAGCAUUUCAGCUCUGGAGCCCGGAGCUUUUCUCAGUCAGGGGCAGCUACUCGAACUCGCCCUCAAUGGAAACCUCAUCCAUCUGGUCACCCCAGAGACGUUCCAGGGUCUGGAGCAUCUUCGGAUCCUCUACCUGGCGGGCAACCAGAUCACUCGAGUCCAGGACGACACGUUCAGGGGUUUGCAGCGCCUCCAGGAACUCCACUUGCAGGAAAACAGCAUCGAGCUGCUGGCAGACAAAGCUCUGCGUGGAUUGUCAUCUCUGGCUCUACUGGAUCUCAGCCAAAAUCACCUCCACACCUUGGGAGCCUCGGCACUGCGGCCGCUUGUCAGCCUGCAGGUGCUCCGAGUCACAGAGAACCCAUGGCGCUGCGACUGCGCUCUUGGCUGGCUAAGGACAUGGAUCGGUGAGGACGGACAGCGGCUGUUAAGCACCGCUGAGCAGCGUCGAUUAAUGUGCUCGGAGCCGCCUCGCCUUUCCCACCUCAGCCUGGGUGAGGUGGCUCCAAACAGCCUGGUAUGCAUCCCCCCCGUCGUACAACUUGAGCCCAGUCAUCUAACUGUAAGACUCGGGGAGAGUCUCAGAGUCUCAUGUCAGGCCUCAGGAUAUCCUCAACCUCAGGUCACUUGGAAAAAAUCUUCCAACGGCAAGGCCCAGUUAUCCCCGCGAGGCUUGGUUCAAGAGCUGGGACCGAACGGUGAACUCUUCCGACCCGGUGCCGGAGGAGUUGUCACGGCCCUGCCCGGCAGUGCGGGAACAAAGACGGGAGGACUCAACGGGCUUGUGCGUGGGACCGAGGAGGGAGGCGAGAGGGACAGCUUCGACCCAGACACGGGCAGCGGCAUGCUGUUCCUCAGCAACGUGACCGUAGCGCACGCCGGUCGCUACGAGUGCGAGGCGUGGAACCCCGGCGGCGUGGCUAGGGUUACUUUUCACUUAGCGGUCAACAUGUCCUCCUCUUCAUAUUCGUCCCAAUUCUGGCCUCACUCAAACACCCACGCAUCGGUGUCGUCUUCAUCCAAUUCCUUCUACCCACCGAAGGUUGCCGAUGUUAGCCAGGAGCCACUUUACGAGCAAGACAGCAUGGACUUUAGUGCGCUGGGCCCGGCCACGCAGACCGCCAUUGCCGUCGGCAUCUCCUUGCUAGCGCUGACUGCUAUUCUUCUCUUGAUUCUGAUCUACACCCGUCACCAACAAUACCGGAAAGAGGACGCGGGAUCCUACUGCGCCACCAAAGAAGAGAGCAUUAUCUACGUCAACGAUUACUCAGACGGACCCACCACUUUCGAGCAGCUGGAGGAGUACAGCGAUGACCGCGGCCACGAGAUGUACGUGCUGAAUCGCGCAAAGCCGGUCGGCUCCGCCUCGGUGAGGUGCCCCGUGAUGGGAGGCUACGACCAACAAAAGACCAUGAAAGAAGCUCUGCUGGAUCAUCAAGUGAUUCAGACCCUGUCCAGAUCAGGAGGGAUGGAGCUUAGGAGGAAUCCGGGCGAUGGCGGCGAGGGGCCAUUGACCACGGACCCGGAGGAGGUCUUCCUCAGUCAGAGUCUCCUUUUUGAAUCCCAGCUGGCUUACGAAAUCCAUUGCUAAGGGGUUUCGCUUGAGUUCCCGAAACAGUGUGUUGCUUUAUCCGAACGACUCCAAAAACGAAAGAAAACAUCACACGUAGUGGAUGUUGGGAUGGAAAAGUAAAAGAGAGGAUUUGAAAUGUCAUUUUAUUUGCGUGACAACGGAUGGAUGGGUCAAGUCGUUACCACUUCCGCCAUUCGAUUUCUGAAUCCACCCUUUAAAAAGAUCAACAAGGAGGUGCAUGGAGGACAGUUGUACGAUAAAUUGUAUGAGAGUGGAGGGAUAAACUGUGAAAAAAAAAAACUACGACGCUCAGACAUCCAGUAUGUUUUGUUGGAAAUGGCUAAAAUUCAAACUACUCUUUUUUUUUUUCUAGUCCUUGUUGUAAAUGCCAUUUAACGUGCCCCUUUUUAUUCAAGUGGUAACAUUUCCAUUGUGAAUUAACUCCUUUGACAUUCAUCUGUAACAGCCAAUCAAAGUAGAGUAAAACAGGUCACCGUUUUUAAAUAUUAAAAUCAGUUUGAAAGCAAA
This is a messenger RNA of Hippocampus zosterae (dwarf seahorse), 2930 nucleotides long. It is a transcript of the gene lrrc24, whose product is annotated as leucine rich repeat containing 24. NCBI's taxonomy places the organism in Eukaryota, Metazoa, Chordata, Actinopteri, Syngnathiformes, Syngnathidae. The record is from RefSeq and is a predicted model, not a curated record. Gene Ontology annotation, molecular function: protein binding. The transcript is spliced from 5 exons. Bases 573 to 2420 code for a protein of 615 amino acids.